Messenger RNA from Thamnophis sirtalis, 1101 nucleotides. The record is from RefSeq and is a predicted model, not a curated record. Lineage: Eukaryota; Metazoa; Chordata; Lepidosauria; Squamata; Natricidae.
AACAUUCUCCUGCAGCAGCUUGGGGUAUCUCCUUUCUCUGAAGGGCCAUGGCCUCUCUACAUCCACCCCCAGAGCUUGUCCGUGUUGUCCCGUUUCCUCCUCAUCUGGCAGCAUAAAGCCAGCACCCAGACGGACCCGGAUGUCCCAGAAUGCCUGAAUGUGUGGGAGAGGUUUGUGGCCACUUUGAAGCAAAACGCCCUGCAGGGGAUUCUUCCCGGCGACACAGAGGACCUCAAUGUGGAGCACCUCCAGCUCCUGCUGCUCAUCUUCCACAGCUUCUCUGAAAAGGGCCGACGGUCCAUCCUGACCCUCUGCGUCCAGACCAUCCUGGACGUUACAGCCAACCUGGACUCCCAACUCCGAUGCGUCCCUCUCCUGCUGGCCCGCCUUCUCUUGGUCUUCGACUACCUGCUUCACCAAUACUCAAAGACCCCCGUGUAUUUAUUUGAGCAGGUCCAGUACAACCUCUUAACCCCUCCAAUCGUUUGGGCCAGCGCGAGCCAGGAGGGCAGCCGACCGGCCUGUUCCCCACUUUAUCAUGGCUUUAAGGAAGUGGAAGAAAACUGGGCCAAGCACUGUCCCUCUGAUGCUGCCCCCCAGCCGCGCUUUUACUGCAUUCUCUCCCCCGAAGCAUCUGAAGACGACUUGAACCGCCUCGAUAGCACGGUGUGUGAAGUUUUGUUCUCCAAGGCCAUGAAAUAUGACGAGCUCUACUCCGCCCUGGCCUCGCUGCUGGCUGCCGGCUCCCAGUUUGACACCCUCCGGCGGAAGGAGAACAAAAACGUCACUGCCUUGGAGGCCUGCGCGCUUCAGUACUACUUCCUGAUUCUCUGGCGGGUCCUGGGCCUCCUUCCCCCAUCCAAGAGCUACAUGAACCAACUGGCCAUGAACAGCCCAGAGAUGCGGGAAUGCGACAUCCUCCACACCCUCCGCUGGUCUUCCCGCCUCCACAUCCCCUCCUACGUCAACUGGAUCAAGGACCACCUCAUCAAACAAGGGAUGAAAACCGAGCACGCAGCUUCCCUAGUCGAGCUGACUUCAGCCAAAUGCAGCUCCGUCAAGUACGACGUGGAGAUUGCGGAGGAGUAUUUCGCCAGGCAG